This is a messenger RNA of Salvia hispanica, 1725 nucleotides long. Lineage: Eukaryota; Viridiplantae; Streptophyta; Magnoliopsida; Lamiales; Lamiaceae. The record is from RefSeq and is a predicted model, not a curated record.
CAUGCCACAGCAGCCCUACCCCCGCUGAUACGCUUUCCGUAUUAAUCUACCAAUCGCUAUCUAAAUCUCACUCCCAAGAUUCUUACACUACUAUCAUCACAUGAUGAUUUCCUCUAUAAAUCACUCAGAAAUCAUCACAUAUAUCUUCCCCAUAACCAUAACAACAUAUGCAUAAAUCAUAAAAUCCUCCCUCUUAAAACAGUUUCUAAAUGAAGGAGCUGUGGACAACCAUGGCCUCCAUAAUGGGCGUGUGGGCCUUCGGCCAGAGCCUCCUCCACACGCUAUUCCCGCCGGAGCUCCGCUUCGCCUCCCUGAAGCUCCUCCACCGCGUGUUCAGCUCCUUCUCCGCCUACUGCUACUACGACAUCACCGAGAGCGACGGCGUCAACACCAACGAGCUCUACAACGCCGUCCAGCUCUACCUCAGCUCCUCCGCCUCCGUCUCCGGCUCCCGCCUCAGCCUCACCCGCGCCCUCAACUCCUCCUCCAUCACCUACAGCCUCUCCAGCAACGACCGCCUCGUCGACUCCUUCAACGGCGCCACGGUAGAGUGGGAGCACGUCGUCACGCAGCGCCACUCCCCCACCUUCUCCUGGCGCCCCCUCCCCGAAGAAAAGCGCGCCUUCACUCUCCGUCUCAGGAAAAGCAACAAACACCUGCUGCUCAACUCCUACCUCGAUUUCGUCAUGGACCGAGCCAGCGACCUCCGCCGCAGCAAUCAGGACCGCCUGCUCUACACAAACUCCCGCGGCGGCUCAUUGGACUCCCGCGGCCAUCCCUGGGAGUCUGUUCCGUUUAAGCACCCCAGCACCUUCGACACCUUAGCCAUGGAUCCGGUCAAAAAAUCUGAAAUCAUGGCCGAUCUGUUGGAUUUCGCCAACGGAGAGGCCUUUUACCAGAAAACUGGUAGGGCUUGGAAGAGGGGCUACCUCCUCUACGGCCCUCCGGGCACAGGAAAAUCGAGCAUAAUCGCCGCCAUGGCCAAUUUCCUUAGCUACGACAUCUACGAUCUCGAAUUGACCGAAGUUAACACGAAUUCCGAGCUGCGGAAGCUGCUGAUGAAGACGAGUUCAAAAUCGAUUAUCGUUAUAGAAGACAUUGACUGCUCGAUUAAUCUCACAAACAGGAACAACAAGCUAGGGGGGAGGAAGAAUGCGGCGGCGGCCGGCGACGACGGCGCCAACACGAUAACGCUCUCCGGUUUACUGAAUUUUACGGACGGAUUGUGGUCGUGCUGCGGGAGCGAGAGGAUCUUCGUGUUCACGACGAAUCACAUCGGGAAGCUGGAUCCGGCGUUGCUGAGGAGCGGGAGGAUGGACAUGCACAUCCACAUGAGCUACUGCUCGUUUCCGGCGCUGAAGAUUCUGUUGAAGAAUUAUUUGGAUUUGGAAGAGAGCGAUGUGGAGGGGGAGGAAUUUGCGGCGGUGAUCGAUGAAGCGGAGAUGACGCCGGCGGAUAUAAGCGAGGUGCUGAUUAAGAAUCGGCGCGAUAAGAGCAGGGCGGUGGUUGAAUUGAUGGACGCGCUCAAAAUUAGGGCGGAGAAAAGUCGAUUGAAGAAAUUAGGGGUGGAAGAUGAGGAGCAGGAGAAGAGGGCUUUGGAGAGUCCGCAGCAAAAUUGCAUUGGAGAUGUGGUUGAUAAUGACAAAAUGCAUUCAACUUGAGUUGAGUGUGGAUGAAAGGAUGAAAAUCGUGACAUGAAUUCCAUGGCAUUAUUGUUUUUUUUUC